Messenger RNA from Helianthus annuus (common sunflower), 1393 nucleotides. RefSeq names its product cinnamoyl-CoA reductase-like SNL6. Bases 298 to 1236 code for a protein of 312 amino acids. NCBI's taxonomy places the organism in Eukaryota, Viridiplantae, Streptophyta, Magnoliopsida, Asterales, Asteraceae. The transcript is spliced from 5 exons. The record is from RefSeq and is a predicted model, not a curated record. Gene Ontology annotation, molecular function: oxidoreductase activity, acting on the CH-OH group of donors, NAD or NADP as acceptor.
GGACAAAAAUAAAAAAAUCUUUGGUGUAGGAAGCAAGCCAAGAAAGAAACGUAUGAAGUUAGCCGAAAUUAGCAUCAUCACAUGCCGUCCAAUAUCCAAACCAUAUUUCCAAAUCUCAUCCACCCAAUUUAACCUAAUUCAUAAAAGACCUUUUAUUUAUUAUUUAUUUUGUUUUUAUUUUUUCCUCCUAACUACCUCCUUCCCAACUCUCUUUCCCUCGCCCCUAUAUCAUGCCAAUUUCUCCCUUUCUUCUCUGAAUAUUCAAUAUUAAAAGUUUAGUUUUCUUAUUCUGUGAAAAUGGCACCUGCUGCAGUUGAAUUCCCUGGAUCUUCGUCUUCAUUCAAGAGGGUUUGUGUAAUGGAUGCUGGGGGAUGUUUUGGGUCUGCACUUGUUCAUCGUCUUCUUCAAAGGGGCUAUAUUGUUCAUGCCGCAAUCAGCAGUCAUGUUGAGAUGCAGUCUAUGGCUGGAGAUAGUAAGAACUUGAGAGUGUUUCACACAGACCCAUUGGAUUAUCACAGUAUAGUGGAAGCUUUGGAAGGAUGUUAUGGCUUGUUCUACUCUUUUCAACCCCCCUCUGAUCACCCUUCCUAUGAUGAAUCCAUGGCUGAAAUGGAGGUACGCGCAGCACAUAACGUACUCGAAGCAUGUGCGCAAACCGACACUAUUGACAAAGUGGUCUUUACGUCAUCCGCCACGGCUGUACUUUGGCGGGACCCGAGUGACUCGACUCCUUCAUCACAAGAUGUUGAUGAAAGAAACUGGAGCAAUGUUAAUUUCUGCAAGAAAUUUAAGUUAUGGCACGGGUUGUCAAAAACUCUAGCGGAAAAGACAGCGUGGGCACUAGCCAUGGACAGAGGGGUGAGCAUGGUUACCAUAAAUGCAGGAUUAUUGCUGAGCCCUGAUCUCACCAUCACGCACCCCUACUUAAAAGGGGCAGCUGAGAUGUAUGAAGAUGGUGUUUUUGUUACUGUUGACCUCAAAUUCUUGGUGGAUUCUCAUAUUUGUGUAUUCGAAGACGUUUCUGCGUAUGGUCGAUAUUUGUGCUUCAAUCGUGUCGUUAAUUGCAAUGAGGAUGCUGUGAAGCUUGCCCAGAUCCUAUUACCCCCAGAUGUGUCUUCACUUCCACCAAGCAUAACCGUAGGGGAGAGCAGAAUGGUGCCACAAAGAAUAAGCAACAAGAAGCUCAACAAGCUUAUGGUUAACUUUGACUCUCAAGUUCCAACUCUUAGCUCGUAAAUUUGAAAUUAUUGAUACAAGAUUGGAUAUAUUCCAGAUUAGAUCAGAAUAGAUGAUUUGAUCACAAAGAUAAAAGUGCAAUGUAUGUGGUUACAAGUUACAACCUCAUUCAAGUUUCAAAAUAUAUAAUUAUAUAGUUUAAUAUUCUUUUAUUAGA